Gavia stellata (red-throated loon) is the source of this 3687-nucleotide messenger RNA. RefSeq names its product fat storage inducing transmembrane protein 2 (gene FITM2). Gene Ontology annotation, cellular component: endoplasmic reticulum membrane. The record is from RefSeq and is a predicted model, not a curated record. Gene Ontology annotation, biological process: phospholipid biosynthetic process; lipid droplet organization; lipid storage. Lineage: Eukaryota; Metazoa; Chordata; Aves; Gaviiformes; Gaviidae. The coding region runs from base 1 to 807 and encodes 268 amino acids. The transcript is spliced from 2 exons.
AUGGAGCGGUGCGGCCGCUGGCUGCGGGCCGGGCUGGCCACCGGGCAGGUGCGCCGCCGGCUGCCCUGGCUGCUGCUCGCCAUCGUCCUCCUCGGGUCCGCCCUCAAGGACGGCGACCUGGUGCCCGAGACGCCCAUGCGGAACAAGCGCAACCCGCUCAACGUAUAUUUUGUGAAGGUGGCUUGGGCUUGGACGUUCUGGCUUCUGCUGCCCUUCAUCGCAGUCACCACCUACCAGUUUGCCGAGAGCAAGUUCCUCUAUGGUCCCACGAAGAGCAUUUUGAUGGUGCUGCGUCGUCUCAGUGCGCUGCUAGUGGGCACUGCCAUCUGGUACGUCUGCACCGGACUCUUCAUGUAUAUCGAGAAUCUCACCGGCAUGUGCUCUACCUCGGGUAAACUCGGCGAGCCGCGACGGCUGUAUGCCACCAAGCAGGAGUGCCACCAGGACAACGGGAUCUGGAAUGGUUUUGAUAUCUCAGGGCACUGUUUUCUGCUCUCGUACUGUGCUCUGAUGAUUGUGGAGGAAGUGGCUGUGCUGGAAGGCUUUUCCAUAGACCAGAACUCUAAGCUGCAUGUUGUGAUCAACGGCCUGUUUGUUUCCUUGUGUUUUCUCACCAUGAUCUGGGUGUUCAUGUUUCUCUGUACUGCCGUGUAUUUCCAUGACUUCAGUCAAAAGCUUCUCGGUGUGCUGAUAGGUCUGUCAGCUUGGUAUGGGACAUACAGAUUUUGGUACUUGAAACCCUUUUCUCCUGGACUACCUCUUCCAAAUAUACCUUUGAGUUCAAAGAAAUACAGUUAUAGCAGAUAAAAUAAGUUUUAAAAUUUUUGGAUUUUGCUUUCAAUACUGGAGUAGUUGAAUGUAGGAAUGAUUACUGGUUUUCCACUGUAAGGAAGAAGGUGAUGGGCAGGAGGAAACCAAAUCUGUACUAGCUGAUGGCUCGCAGGUGGCAAUGAGCUUCUUCCUUGGGAGGGAAAAAAAAUUGGAAUUGGAAGAGGACUGCUCUUGUUUAGGAGCUGCUGACUGGCAUUCUCAGCAAAGAAAUCAGAAGUUGGAUCUGUUUCUCUUACUGAUAAAUGAUGAGCAGGUCCAAGGCUGACAGAGGCCUUUGCUCUUUAAGAGCUUGACUGAUCUGAAAUUAAUUCUCCCUUUUUCUUUUUGAUUUAUUGAUGUCAAAAUAUCGUGGAUGAUCCAAACCUCAUACUUUUUUUUAAUACUCCUAUUUGUAUUGCCUUAUGGGAAAGCUCUAAUAACGACAGUGCUGCUAAGUGUUGCAAAAAUAUCAAUACAGUAUAUAAAGCAGCGAAACCAGAACAUCUCAUGUUACCAAGUGUUUAAUACACUAACUUGCCACAAAUGCUUGUUAGCUGUCUGCACCUUCUGCAACAAAAAGAGUAAAUCUGAGAUCUAAUGUCUUAAGCAGACUGUGACUUUAAAUUCAUGCCUGCCUUUGAAAAGGAAACUCUUGAAAAACAAGCCUUAACUUUCUCCUUAGGUGAAGUAACUGUAAUAAUAUUUUGUCAUUUUAUUCUUGACAGGAAAAAACAAACUCCUUCCAAUUUUGCUAAAAAGUCUAAUUGAGAAUUGAGGUUUUAAUUUUUUAAAAAUCUUAUGAGUUGCACACUUUGCAACAAGUACUUUGUGGUAUGUUUCUUCUAGAAGAACAAUGAAAUUCUGGUGUUAUAAACAAGUUAGCUCAACCUGCUAUUUCCUGAAUAGUCUGCUUGGUAAUGAGUGAAACACAUUGUUUAUCCUAAGAGCUGCAAAGCAAAAGCAGUGUGCUUGAAGCAAUAUUUAUUCUUGCUUAUGCAGCAAUAUCAAUAAGCUACUUAAUUUUGAUUGCACAUAAAGCUGUGGCCACUUUUGAUGUGGCUGGAAACCCACUACUGAAUAAAACACUAUAAUUAAUAGGCAUGAGGUGGGAUGGGUUUACUCAUCAUAUCAAUCAGACAUUUAGCAUAGUUUUUAUCUUGAAAAGCUUUUUAUUAUUUCAUAAAGGCUUAUUCAUUAUGCAAUUGCACAAAAUUUGUUUGACGGUUGUAGUGAUGAGCAAGACAGCCAAAAAGGUCUGUGGGUGAGGCUGUAGAUAGAGUCCGCUAAUCUGAGAGUAGGCUUGAUCUGCCUGUAGCGUUUGACUCCAGGGUGAUUAUUUUUCUGAAUAUAGGGUAUGAUGCACUGUAGUCUAAUCUCAGCACACUUCUUUUUGUCAUCUCAAGAGCUCUCUUCCAGCAAGAGAGCAGUAGCAUUUGCAAUAAAUACAGCAGCGUUAAUUCCACACUUGUGGUCUGCCUCUGAGGAGAGCUGAAUUCACCUGAAUUUCCUCUGAAUUCAGUGGCAAGUGGGAGCUGUUGUGUGUCCUUAGAAAAUACAAAUCACCUCGCAGAAAGAAGCUGUUUCAGGAGGUUGUGUAUUUUCUGUCAAGCUCCUUUUCUUUUUGCAUUAAAUUGCCUUUUAAGCUGAUUCUGUGGAAAAUUUGCACUGAUUAACUCAUAUUGGGUUUAACUAAAUUUGUUUAAAAGAUGCAAAUUCAUUUGCAGACAUUCUUUUGAUGUAGUGUAAGCCUGCUCCCAAUAGAGUUAAGCUAGACUGCAAGCCACUUUCACCAUGAAAAAGGAUUAUAUACCCAGAAGGUUUUCUGAUUAAUUUCGUUAGAUUUAAAUUUCUGGUUUAGGUUAUCUUUGUGUAACUUUGCUAUAUAGACAAAGCCUUGGAAUAGGAAAUGCUAUUUAUUUAAACCAACUGACUUGCUGAAACUAUCUUCAGUUCCAGAAAUGUUUUGUGCAAUCACUAUAUGGAUAUUUCUGUCCAUUUCUAACCAGUGUCAUACAAACGUUUUAUUAUGGAAAUAAUGUGGGAUAUGGUUAUUCUCAAAACUUGUAUUUAAACAAUGAAAGAAAAAUACUUAAACUUUAUCGGUGUUUGUGUCUUUGAGAAUCUUUUUCCGAUGUCUGUAAAGAUACUGCUGUUACUCUUAAUUUCCUUGAAUGAUCCAGCCUCACGGUGUUUUUGUGACUACUAGAUGCAUGAUCAAACUGACGUUGAUAAUUCUGCAGUUUUUGAAUGGGUUAAUAUAGCACAGGUUCUCAAAAGUACAAGGUAUAAAAAGAAACAAAACAACAAAAAGCCAUGUCUGACAAAAGCAAGUUUCCUAAUGUGUGCCUGUUACACCAGACAGUUGAUUUCGUAGACAUGGACGGUUGCUUAUUAUAGCAAAGUGAAAGCCUAAUCCAUUGAAAUAUAUGGAAAAAUUCUUGCAGGCUGUAAUACCGCUUCUGAGUUUGGAAAUCUCGGCGUACAUGUCUUUCUCAGUACCCACAGACCAUGUGCCAAUUGUUGGCUUAGAAGGUUCCCUUGUGCUCCAGACCUUUAUUUGAGCUUUUUAACUCUAUUUCAGAGGAAAUCUUUGCUUCCCUGCACUUUAACUGGAAACUAAAGGUUGCAAAUUUUCUGUUCACGUAUUUGCCACCACCUUUAUCUGACUUCCUUCCCUCCCCCAAAUACACUUUUAUCAUUAAAAUAAAAAUGCAGCCUCUCUACGACAGAUUUGCAGCCAAAGAGAAACAGUGCUGUGAGUAGCUGGAUUUGAUGUCCUGUGCCAAAGGCACAAAUCAGCUGUCAAUAGGUAUUACUAAUUUGUUUCAAGUUUUUUAAUGAAGUGUAACAUUUUAAAGAUAAAUUUUCAUAUUUUGU